AAGAAUAUUCACUUAAUACCAGUUUCAAAUUAAUUUAAACCAUAUCUCAAGUGGUCUCCCAUCCAAAACUUUACUUAAUUAAUCUUUCUUCUUAAUCCUAAACUUAAACCUUAAUCCUGUCGCUUAAUCCCUAUUUAAACAUCCAGCUAAUUCUAAUACUUAACCCCCAACGGUCAACAGAUCAAUCAAAUCCCAAUCAUCGAUUAUUCCACGUGGAAAAAUCCAAACGGUUAGGAUCUCGCCAGGCAAAUAAGCAUCAUCUCCAACGAGAUUCCUCUCCGGAAAACACUCUCCGCCUGGGAACCCUAACCCUAAUCCCAAUAAGCUUCUCAUCGCCAUCUCCAACUCCAUCUCCACCGAUCCGAGAGAUCCUUCCACCUUUCUCUCCCUCUCCCUCUCGCCGUCGUUGCGAUGGGGUGCACCGCCUCGAAGGUGGCGGCGGCGGAGGCGGGGGCGGAGAACAAUGGGGAUCGGAUGCCACGCCCAAUUAGGCGGCGGAUCGAGGAGAUCCGGUGGAGGCAAUGGCGGGAACGGCGGAAGGAUAGCAUCGUAUCAACAACCCAGCUCCUCAGCGGCGACGAGGAGCGCGAAUUCGAGACCCCCGCCGGAUCACAGGAGAGCAUCGAGAUGCGAUCCUCGUCGGCGGAGAAGACAAAAGAGGAGGGAGAGAAGGAGAACAGGAAGGAAGAGCCAAUAGAAUUGGGGGAUCGAUCGCCGGAGAUCGGAUUCGCCGCGAAGGAAUCGAAGGAGAAGGGAGAAGGGCCGGAAAAGGCGUCGGAGAUGGAUGGCACCGCCGAAGAGAAACAAGAGGAGAUUGAAAUCGUACCUUUGUCGGAGACUACUGAUGGUGCCGCCGAGACGAAGGGAGAAGAGACGAGAGAGCCGUCGCCAGAGACGGGUGGCGCCGCCGCGGAGGAGGAGGAGGAGCCGGGAUCGCCGAGCUUCCGGAUUUAUUUCGAGCAACGCAAAUGGGAUUCUGAUGAUUCGGUUUUGUCUUCAUCGAAAAAUAAAGAAAAGAGUAAUGAGAAGGUCAAAGAAGAUUCAGAUUCCAAUGGGCCCUCAACUUUUUCUCACUCUCGCUCUCGCUCGGAGGGGAGAGAAGAGAUGAUGAAAUCACCAAAGAAAGAAAGAGGAAAGAGAUUGAAGGCAUUAACAAAAGCACCAAGUAGAGUUAACUGCUUCUUGCAUUGCUAUCACUACAACCAUGUCAACUCACCCAAAAGAAAUGUCACUUCUGAGGAUCAUUCAUCACCAAGACAAUCCUAUGGAAAUGCUUCAUAGAUCUACGUA
Molecule: messenger RNA, 1290 nt
Organism: Dioscorea cayenensis subsp. rotundata (Guinea yam)
Lineage: Eukaryota; Viridiplantae; Streptophyta; Magnoliopsida; Dioscoreales; Dioscoreaceae
Product: cilia- and flagella-associated protein 251-like
Exons: 3
Coding region: 412-1281 (289 amino acids)
Source: RefSeq, a predicted model, not a curated record